This is a messenger RNA of Phytophthora infestans T30-4, 2862 nucleotides long. Its product is annotated as pro-apoptotic serine protease nma111-like protein. The coding region runs from base 1 to 2862 and encodes 953 amino acids. Lineage: Eukaryota; Oomycota; Peronosporomycetes; Peronosporales; Peronosporaceae. The record is from RefSeq and is a predicted model, not a curated record. Gene Ontology annotation, molecular function: serine-type endopeptidase activity; protein binding. The transcript has a single exon. Gene Ontology annotation, biological process: proteolysis.
AUGCUCAAGACCUGCGACUCGGAGGCCACGUCGUCCUACGAGCUCGGCGGUUUCGGCGUGGAUGCAGCCAUAGGCGAGUCCAAGCGCUGGCUGCAGAGUCUGGAGAAGAGCAUCCGAGCAAUUGUAAGCAUUCGUCUACUGAGUGUGCGCGCGUUUGAUGGCAACGGCGCCAGCUUCAGCGUGGCCACGGGCUUCGUGGUGGACAUGGAGCGCGGUCUGAUCCUGACCAACCGCCACGUUGUGACUCCCGGGCCUGUAGUAGCCGACGCCAUCUUCCUCAAUAAGGAAGAAGUGGACCUCGUGCCGAUCUACCGAGACCCCGUGCACGACUUUGGCUUCUUCCGGUUCGACCCCAAGAAGGUCAAGUUCCUGCAGUUGCACGAGAUCCCAUUGCGACCCGAGGCCGCCAAGAUCGGCGCUGAGAUCCGCGUGGUUGGCAACGAUGCGGGCGAGAAAUUGUCCAUUCUUCCGGGCAUAUUAGCCAAACUGGACCGCGACGCGCCGUCCUACGGCUCGACGUCUUAUAACGACUUUAACACCUUUUACUAUGCAGCUGCUAGUAGCACAAGUGGAGGCUCUAGUGGCUCUCCCGUGCUUAAUAUUGACGGGUGCGCUAUUGCGCUCAAUGCUGGAGGCGCCAAGAAAGCCGCUUCUUCCUUUUACCUUCCUCUGGAUCGAGUCGUACGAGUACUGGGACUCAUCCAACAGGGCAAACCGGUGCCCCGAGGGACGAUCCAGACGAUCUUUCGACACACAGCGUUCGAUGAAGUGAGGAGACUGGGACUUCCCGGAGAGACAGAGGCACGAGUGCGACAACAGUCCCCACAAGAGACAGGUAUGCUCGUAGUAGACCAGGUUGUCCAAGGAGGACCAGCACACGACCAGCUGCGCACUGGAGACGUCCUUAUUAAGUUUGCGGGACACUACGGAGCGACUUUUUUGGCCAUUGAAGAAUAUCUCGAUGCUCACGUUGGAGAGACCGUUGAAGCGCAGUUCCAACGUGGAGACGAGCAGUACACAGCCACUAUUACUAUCGCAGACUUGCACUCCAUCACACCCGACAGAUACUUGGAGAUUGGAGGAGGAAUUGUACACGCGCUGUCGUAUCAGCAAGCUCGCAACGCCUCACUACCUGUGGGUGGGGUGUAUCUGGCUCAAGCCGGACACAUGUUCAUGAAGGCGCAUCUAGCUCAGCCCUGUAUCAUCACAUCGGUGGCAGGACAAGCCACACCGACACUAGACGACUUUGCACGCGUUAUGGCGUCGCUGCCGAAUGGGUUUCGUACCGUAUUAAGGUACUUUAUGAUCCGUGAUCGUCAUCGUGUCCGCACUGCUUUCAUUAUGAUGGAUCGGCUAUGGUUCCCGAUGCAAAUGUGUACUCGCAAUGACGAAGACGGACUCUGGUACUCGAAGCCGUAUACGUUAGAAGCUUCAAACGGAGAGAGCGCUCUUAUGACUGCCAAUGGAAACCCGACGUUUGCGCCAGCCCCGUUGAGCUUCCCUGGAGGCAAUGCUAUCGGUAAGAAGACGCUGCUGUCGCUGGUGAUGGUGUCGUUUGACAUUCCGUACAUGAUUGACGGCAUUUCGAGCUCGAGUUAUCACGGGAUGGGCGUUGUGGUGGAUGCUGAGAAAGGCUUUGUGCUCGUGGAUCAAAACACCGUCCCUAUCGCAUUAGGCGACGUGUUGAUUACUAUCGCUGCAAGCGUCGAAGUGCCUGCUAAAGUGGUGUUUGUACACCCUGUCCACAAUUUUUCUAUUGUGCAGUAUGACCCGAAGACACUGGGCGCUGUAGCGAGUCAUAUUGGCAGCGUGGAGCUGGCUGAGAAGCCGCUAGAAGUUGGCGAGACGGCUGACUACAUCGGAUUGAGCAGCAACUGGACUGUUGUCACCAUGAAGUCUGUUGUUACGAAGCUAGACCGACUUGUGCUGCGGGAUUUCCAGCCGCCACGGUACAAAGCGUGCAACAUUGAGGUGCUGCACUUUGACCGCAUCACCAAGUCCGUGGGCGGUGUCUUUAUCGACGAAAUGGGGGCGGUGAAUGCUCUUUGGCUCUCGUUUAGCUACCAGGACAGUGCUGGUCGCAAGGAAGUCUUCCGUGGCCUACCGAUUAGCGUCGUUCGACCUAUUGUUGAUGAGCUGCGGGCGUCUCGUAUCCCGGAAUCUGUAAACAUCCUGCCGGCGCAAUUGCUGACGUUCUCCUUGUCGAAGGCUCGCUCCGGUCUAGGACUGUCGGACGCGUGGAUCCAGAAGCUCGAGUCUUGCUACGAAGACAAGCGUCAAGUACUCGGGAUCAAGCGUUGUGCUGCUGGUACGGACUGCGCCGGCAAACUCGAGAGCGGCGACUUGCUUCUUGCCAUUGAUGGUCAAGUUCUAGUCCGGGACGCUGAUGUGGAACGCGCUGUGGACGGGAAGACGGAGCUGACGGCGUUGGUUGUACGGGACCAGAAGGAGAUGGAAGUGAGUGUCAGCACGUCUCAGCUCUCGGCGAUGGGCACUGAUCGCGUCAUUGUCUGGUGUGGUCUUGUCAUUCAGAGUCCCCACUAUGCAGUAGCGAGCUUGGGUUAUAUCCCAGAGGAAGGAGGCGGUGUGUAUUGCUCGCGGUGGUGCUAUGGCUCUCCGGCGCACAAGUACGGUCUGCGUGCUACGAUUUGGCUCGUGGAAGUCAACGGCGAGCCGACCCGCACAUUGGACGAUUUCUUGCGUGUGGUCGAACGCCUGGACAAUCGCGAGUCGGUGCGUCUGAAGACAAUUUCCAUUAACACUAAGCCCAAGGUGUUCACGUUGAAGACAGACUACCACUACUGGCCUACCGUCGAGUUGCGUCGAGAAGGGUGGGACUGGAAGUACGUGGAGCAUCCUUAA